Messenger RNA from Rangifer tarandus platyrhynchus (Svalbard reindeer), 972 nucleotides. Lineage: Eukaryota; Metazoa; Chordata; Mammalia; Artiodactyla; Cervidae. The record is from the annotation of a GenBank genome assembly.
AUGAAUCCCAAAUACCAGAGGGUGAAGCUUAAUGAUGGCCACUUCAUUCCUAUCCUGGGAUUUGGAACCUAUGCACCUGAGGAGGUUCCUAAGAGUGAAGCUCUGGAAGUCACUCAAUUGGCUAUAGAGGUUGGGUUCCGCCAUAUUGACUGUGCUCAUUUGUACCAAAAUGAAGGGCAAGUUGGACAAGCCAUUCGGAGCAAGAUUGCAGAUGGCACUGUGAAGAGAGAAGAUAUAUUCUACACUUCAAAGCUUUGGUCCACUUUCCUUCAACCAGAGUUGGUCCGACCAGCCUUGGAAAAGUCACUGAAAAAUCUUCAACUGGACUAUGUCGAUCUCUACAUUAUUCAUUUUCCACUGGCUCUGAAGCCAGGAGAGGAGCUUUUUCCAAAAGAUGAAAAUGGAAAAGUGAUAUAUGACUCUGUAGAUUUCUGCCGCACAUGGGAGGCCCUGGAGACUUGUAAAGAUGCAGGGCUGACUAAGUCCAUCGGGGUGUCCAACUUCAACCACAAGCAGCUGGAGAAGAUCCUGAACAAGCCGGGGCUCAAGUACAAGCCCGUCUGCAACCAGGUGGAAUGUCACCCUUAUCUCAAUCAGAACAAACUGUUGGAGUUCUGCAAGUCACAUGAUAUUGUUCUUGUUGCCUAUGGUGCUCUGGGAUCCCAACGAUUGAAAAAUUGGGUGAACCCGAACUACCCUAUUCUUUUGGAGGACCCGGUUCUUUGUGCCAUUGCCAAAAAGCACAAGCAAACCCCAGCUCUGGUUGCCCUUCGCUACCAGAUACAACGUGGGGUUGUGGUUCUAGCAAAGAGUUACAACAGGAAGCGGAUCAAAGAGAACAUGCAGGUUCUUGACUUUGAAUUGACUCCAGAAGACAUGAAAGCAAUUGAUGGCCUCAACAGUAACAUACGAUAUUAUGAUUUAGUCUUAUUUGCUCAUCAUCCAGAUUACCCAUUUCAUGAGGAAUAUUAA